This is a messenger RNA of Physella acuta, 4331 nucleotides long. RefSeq lists its product as uncharacterized. Gene Ontology annotation, molecular function: lipid binding. NCBI's taxonomy places the organism in Eukaryota, Metazoa, Mollusca, Gastropoda, Physidae. The record is from RefSeq and is a predicted model, not a curated record.
UGAUCUUUCUUGUUACUCUGAGACUCUGAGAGUCUGAACUCUGAGGCUAGUGCGAGUGUGUAAAGUUAAAGUAAACUUGUAAAGUGACUUCAACUAGAUCUAUAGAGUAUGCAUUAUACCUAACAGAAUGAAUCUGUUAUUUCUUUCUGUGACUUCCACUAUAUUGUGCAUUGUUGUAGCUUUUGCUCUGAAAUAUUUGUCAUUACUCAGAUGGAUCAGUGGUCAUGCAUAUGUUCUUAGCAAGAGAAGGGAGCACUUCAGCAUUCUUGAAGUUUUAGAUUUAUUCAAAAAUGUUAAGCCUUUCCCAAUUUCAUGUCAGAAGGGAUGGAAGAUUGACAGCUAUUCCAAUGGUCAUCGUGUCUGGUUUAACUUUCUUACCUUUCCUCAUAAUUUAAAUGCACCUUCAAUUAAGGUUUAUGCAGUAUUUGAUCGUGUCAAGUCAUCAUCCCAGGCAUUACUGCAAGUUCUGAAAGAUAUAAGUCAGUCUUGUGAAUGGAAACCGGGGGUAAUAUCUACCUCCAACACACAUAACCUUACAUCACAUGAAGUGCCAGUUAAACCUAGAGGUCUUCCCUCUAUGCCAGUUCAGGUGGACUGUGUAAAAGAAGAGCGGUUAAGCCAUUGUGAAUCUUGGUUUGGUCUUCAAAAUUAUGAUCCAUGGUUCACUGAAAAUGUUGUUCCAACUGUUUCAUUAGAGUUUAAAAGGUUUUGGCAUAGAGAGGAUAAUGGUGUUUGUUGGCUGUUACAAAUGAAUGAAGCUCUACAGAACUGUGAGUUCUAUUUGAUUCAACCAGUGCAAGAUGUUGAUCAAAGUCUUGUGUCUGUUGUAACCUGGUCUAGAAAGAGUUCAAGAGAAUCAGUGGAAAAGGCCUCCAUUUUACUUUCCUCACUGGAGGAGUAUAUUUCCCUGAGGAAGCUUGAGAAGACACCUUUAACCACUAUAACCUUACCCCAGGACCUGUCAGACAGUGAUGCUGAGUCCAGUGACUCAAGUCUAGAUCGGGAAUCUUUCUCUCCGGAUUCUCCUUUAUUAAGCAAGGUUAAAAACUUUAUACUGGAUCGGCAGUCCAGCAACAAUAGCAGCAGCAGUAGCAAUACACCAAGGAAAACUGAACUGGAAAAAUACUCCUCAAUCCUUAGAUACAGAUGGAGAAACGGGAAGGCCAAGAAUGGCAGUGGGGACAGCACAACAUCAAUAUCCCAGCAUGCAAGUAAUGGGGUUUUGACCUCAGAGAGGAUUGUUACAAAUGCAGGGGAUUAUCAAGAUUAUAACAAAACACCAUUGCAAAGAUCUGUCAGUGAUGGAACAGCAUUCAGACAAAGUCAGUUACUGAGCCAAGAAAUUGAAGAUUUUAACUUUGGAAAUGAACAUUCCCAUGAUGAUGAGGAUCUAGAAGAAAAUCCUUUUGUCAACUCACAGGAGCCCAUAUCAGAGCAGGAUCUUGAAAUUGCUCGAUUUAAAACAAUAAGCAACCAGUGUGCAGCGGAAGUUAUGGCUGAGGCAAUGCGUGCUUCAAACAUUGAUCUUGAGCUGUCGCCUGAGCAACAAGCUGCUACAUCUGGGGGAUGGCUGUUCUCAUCAUUUGAGAAAAACAUUGUUGUGUUGAAGAAAAUACAAAAAACUGGAUGCUCAGUUCAAAGCUACAUUGGAAAAGGUUUUGUAUUGGCACCACCUAAAACUGUAUGGGAUGCGGUCAGGAACCCAAGGACUAGGUUUACUUAUGAUGACACACUCAAGAAAGUUGACAUCAUAGAAACAAUUGACCCCUCCUUAAAGAUAGUGUAUUUUUUCCAUGAGAUUCAGCAGUUCCUUUCUAAAGACAGCUGUGACAUGUGUGUACUACAUGGGGAGAGACAGGAGGGGGAGAAAUAUAUUCUAACCUACUCAUCAUGUGACCAUGCUAAAUGUCCUCUCAGUACUAAUGUUACAAGGGCCAAGUUUCUGCCCAGUGGCUGGAUCAUUGAGCCAGCUAAACAGGACAACAAAGUUUAUUCCAUUGUGACUUAUUUGAUGCAGAUUGACUUUGGCCAGUCAAGUGAGGGCUAUGAUAAGUUACCAUUCCAAGAUCUGAUCUCAAGAUAUCCUCUAAGUAUUGCAGACCUACAGCAGUAUCUCAAGCCUGCUGUCCAGAUGUUGCGGAGAAAGUCUUUAACUUAAGACACUAUUUCAUUAAGUGUAUGCUGAAUGGCUUAAUGUCUAACUCAUUAAGUGGAUGUUCAGUCGCUCAAUACUUAUUUUUCAGUUAACUAUUGAAAUAAGCAAAUUGAACAUAUUCUAAAAAAAAAACUAAAAGAAUGCAAUAAGAACUAGGAUGUUAACUUUUAAAAUGAUUGAUAUCUGUUGUCCUCCGUUUCAGCACAAUAUCUGUACGAUGCAUUAUGGAUCUUUAUUGUUGAUGCAAUUUCUUUUGAUACUUUUGUUAUCCUUAAUUUGUUAUAUAAUUUACAAUUAUUGUAAAGAGAAUUUAAGUCUAUACCUUACUGAAACUAUAAGCUCUGCUACUUAACACAAAAUGUGAUGUCAUAAUUGCUUACAUAUCACACAGCUAGUUUUAAUUGAUAGUAUUAAACUUUUUAUUUAGUCCCAAAUAUUUGUUGGCAUUCAAACAGCUCUUAUUCUUUAAUACUGUAGGCAAUUAUCAAUGCAAUUUAUCCAAAACUUUAAAAAUUACUAAAGACGUACUUUGUACUUAUAUUUUGCUCAUUCAGUUAAAGAUUUAGUUUAUUUUCCUGUACAUAGUUUUCUGUCUCAAGGAUUAAAACAAAAUUAUAUUUUUCUAUGUUCAUCAAUAAGAAAGACUUUAAUCAGAAUGUUUCCCAAGUUACGAGAUAUGCAACUUUUUCUUGCCAAAACUGACAGGGUCAUUCAGUAGGCCAACAUGUCAUUGGAUAUCACUUGACAGGGUCAUUCAGUAUAUGUCCUUGGAUGUCAUCUGACAGUGUCAUUCAGUACAUGUCAUUGGAUGUCAACUGACAAGGUCAUUCAGUACAUGUCAUUGGAUGUCACCAGGGUCAUUCAGUACAUGUCAUUGGAUGUCAUCUGACAGUGUCAUUCAGUACAUGUCAUUGGAUGUCAACUGACAAGGUCAUUCAGUACAUGUCAUUGGAUGUCACCAGGGUCAUUCAGUACAUGUCCUUGGAUGCACAGGACAGGGUCAUUCAGUACAUGUCAUUGGAUGUUAUCUGACAGUGUCAUUGAAAGAUGCCAUGACAGUUGUACCCCAGUUGUUGUUAUGUUACUGUUGUACUUAAGCAGACAUUUUUAAUUCAUGGAUGUCCAGUUGAGUACACUACAAAAGUUGAGCUCACUACAGAUAUACGAUUGAUGAAGUGUAGGACUAUAAGAUUGAUGAUGUGUAGGACUAUAAGAUUGAUGAUGUGUAGGACUAUAAGAUUGAUGAUGUGUAGGACUAUAAGAUUGAUGAUGUGUAGGACUAUAAGAUUGAUGAUGUGUAGGACUAUAAGAUUGAUGAUGUGUAGGACUAUAAGAUUGAUGAUGUGUAGGACUAUAAGAUUGAUGAUGUGUAGGACUAUAAGAUUGAUGAUGUGUAGGACUAUAAGAUUGAUGAUGUGUAGGACUAUAAGACUGAUGAUGUGUAGGACUAUAAGAUUGAUGAUGUGUAGGACUAUAAGAUUGAUGAUGUGUAGGACUAUAAGAUUGAUGAUGUGUAGGACUAUAAGAUUGAUGAUGUGUAGGACUAUAAGAUUGAUGAUGUGUAGGACUAUAAGAUUGAUGAUGUGUAGGACUAUAAGACUGAUGAUGUGUAGGACUAUAAGAUUGAUGAUGUGUAGGACUAUAAGAUUGAUGAUGUGUAGGACUAUAAGAUUGAUGAUGUGUAGGGCUAUAAGAUUGAUGAUGUGUAGGACUAGAGAAAAAUAGCAAACUUUACAUUCCAGAGAACGUGUUGGUGAUAAAAUAGUAGGCAUUACUUGCUACAGGCUCUAGUUCAUGUUUACAAGUUGAGUAAGAAUUACAGCUGUUGGUAGCUAAUGAAUCAUUAAUAGCUAUCAUCAUAAUAUUCAACUGUAUUGUGCACGUCUGUCUACCUUUAUGUACACAUCUUUCACCAAACCAACACUUCUGUACACAUCUAACAACAAACCAACACUACUGUACACAUCUAACAACAAACCAACACUACUGUACACAUCUAACAACAAACCAACACUACUGUACACAUCUAACAACAAACCAACACUACUGUACACAUCUAACAACAAACCAACACUACAGUACACAUCUAACAACAAACCAACACUACUGUACACAUCUAACAACAAACCAACACUACUGUACACAUCUAACAACAAACCAACACUACUGAUCUUUC